CCAGACUCAGCCAUCUUGUGGAAAACGAAGAGAGAGAGAGCCACUCAACAACACGCAUACAAACCCUGAGCUGUCAUAGCCAGCAGAGAACUUCAAGGAAAAAUGGCCGAAACCCAGACACUUAACUUUGGACCUGAAUGGCUCCGUGCCCUGUCUGGAGGGGGUGGCGCCGGUGCUGCCACCGGCGUCGGCGGCGGUGGCGGAAGCAGCAAUGCCGUUACUUCUCCGCCGCUCUCACCUGCGUUGCCAAAGUACAAACUUGCAGACUAUCGCUACGGGAGAGAAGAAAUGUUAGCACUUUAUGUAAAGGACAACAAGAUCCCUAUAGACCUACAUGAUAAGGAGUUUCUACCUAUAUUGCAAGAAGAGCCCUUGCCGCCUCUGGCACUCGUGUCUUUUACGGAGGAAGAACAGAGAAAUUUUUCCAUGUCUGUAAACAGUGCGGCUGUCCUCCGGCUGACAGGGCGUGGAGCGGGGCCCAUAGUUGGGCCACCCAGAGGCCGAAGUACGUCUAGAGGUAGAGGGCGGGGUAGAGGCGACGGCGGGUUUUACCAAAGAAGUUUUGACGACGUGGAAGGUUUUGGUCGUGGAGGCAGGGAAAUGCAUCGCUCUCAAAGCUGGGAGGAAAGUCUGCUCCUUUCUAGUGAUGACUUUUUUUCCAUCAGGGGAGAUAGAAGAUUUGAAAAGCCAGGUCGAAAAGACCCAGAAGCUGCUCCUGGACAUUUUCAAGUCAAUCACAUACCUCCUUUUGUAGCCCGAGGAGUCCCCUACGAGGAGGGCGGGACAGCCCUACCCAGGAAGCACGAGUUCACGCGGUCAGAGAGUGAGAACUGGCGUACUUCUCGUGACGAACAGAGCGAUGGGCCUCGAUCAGCAGGGUGGCGGGAACAACCAGACCAACGUCGGCGUUUCCCGUUUGAUGCAAGAGAAGAGGAGCGCGGCUACAGGAGGCCGAGGUCGGGCAGCGGCAGCCUGGAGGACGAGAGAGACAGCUUACCGGAGUGGUGUCUGGAGGACGCAGACGAAGAGGCAGGAACGUUUGACUCUUCAGGAGCCUUUCAUUCUCUAAAGAAAGCAUCAAAGGAACCUAUCCCAGAAGAGGCAGAGCUUGAUUUCCGACCCUUGGAAGAGUGUGACGAGGGUCCGGAGGAGGAAGACGUUUUACCCAGGGAGACCAAAGAGACAGAAAAAGAGGCCAAAAGAGAACCUGAUCGAAAAGAGUUGCUUAGAUUGUCCGAAGACGGUCCGCCUGUUCCAGCGGCGUCUUCAGCGGUCUCUGAGUCCCAGCUCCCUCCUCAGAGUUUGUCUCCAAAGCAGCCCGGUAGAACAGAGGAGGCAGAAAGGCCAGCUGAACGCCAUCCGUCCCUGGAGCUCCCAGCAGAGUCCUGCAAAGCACCGCUUCGUGUUCCCAUGUCUAGUAGCAUGCUGGAGUCGCACCCCAUGACCCACAUCUCCACCACCCUACCCGAGGUUUCUGCUCCUUCAUCCACUGUUCAUCUAUCACAACAAAAACCUGUGGAAGUCCCCGUGCCAAUAAACAAUCCUUUACCCUACCCAUCAAAUAUGAUGGCACCUAUAAGCAGGCCCACCAUGGUGACACACGACGCUGAUGAAGAUGGACUGAAACAUUUUGAGCAAGAGGCAGAGAAGAUGGUAGCAUACCUCCAAGACAGCGGAGUGGACGAUGACAGACUUGCAGCUAAGCCUUCAGAGAAGCCCAAGCCUGCAGGGCUGCCCCUCACCCACGAAGCGGCUCUCAAGUGGUUUUACAAAGAUCCACAGGGGGAGAUACAGGGUCCGUUCAGUAAUCCGGAGAUGUCUGACUGGUUUCAAGCUGGUUACUUCACCGUGUCUCUAUUGGUGAAAAGAGGAUGUGACGAAGUGUUCCAGCCUCUGGGAGAGAUGAUGAAGAUUUGGGGGAGGGUCCCUUUUACUCCAGGCCAUGCGCCGCCACCACUACAAGCUGAUGGAGACCAGGAGAGGUUAAAGAGGCAGCAGGAGCUCACCGCUCUCAACCUUUACCAGCUGCAGCAGCUACAAUAUCAAUACCUCCUCAGGCAGCAGUAUGCCCAGGCGUUGGCGCAGCAGAAAACGUUGGUUCUUAACUCGGCUCCUGUCCAGCAGCAGCAGCAGCACCAACAGCAGAUCAACAUGCUUCUGCAGCAAUACCAGGCUCUAAAGUUGAGUGCUUCUGAGAGCCUUCUACCUCCUGUGACCCGAUCGCUAUCGGUGCCCGACUCCAGUUCUGUGUGGGAAAUGCAGAAUCCGUCGUCUCAGGCUUCCUGCACACCAAACCUCCAACAAGCUCCCGCAAGCACAUGGGAAGGCAGCAGCGUGUGGGAUUUGCCUAUAGACUCAGUGGCACAAGCGCCGACUAUUGAGCAGAUGCAACAGUUUGAGAAGGCGAGGUCUGCAAAGGAGCUGGAAAGACGGGAGGCAGAGUUGAGGGCAAAACGGGAGGAAGAAGAACGGAAACGGUUGGAAGAGGCGCUCAGGGCUCGACAGGAGGAGGAAAGGAAACGGCUGGAAGAAGAGGAGCUGGCUCGGCAGAAACAGGAGGAGGCGCUGAGGCUGCAAAGGGAACAAGAGGAGGCACAACGCAGGCAAAAGGAGGAGGAGGAGAGGAAGGCGCAGGAGGAAGCUCUUCGAAGAUUGGAGGAAAGGCGGAGGGAAGAGGAGGAGAAAAAGAAACGGGAAGAGUUCCUUCGCAAACAGGAAGAGGAGCGUAGAAAGCAGGAGGAACUGGAGGCGUUGAGGAGACGCGAGGAGGAGAAGAGGCGACUGGAGGAGGAGGCGGCCGCUGCCGCAGCUGCAGCGGCUCUUGCACAGCAGCAGGAGGAGCAAAAACGAAGGGAGCAGGAGGCCCAAAGACAGCAGGAGCUGCAGAGGCAGAGGCAGCAGCAGCAGGAGGCCCUCAGAAGACUCCAGCAGCAGCAGCAGCAACAGCAGCAGCUUGCACAGAUGAAGCUUCCAUCGUCAUCUAAGUGGGGACAGCAGUCAGCCAAUCACAACCACACACAGAAUGCCUUGUCUUUGGCCGAGAUCCAGAAACUAGAGGAGGAAAGAGAACGACAAGCGCGCGAGGAGCAGCGACGUCAGCAGCAAGAGCUCCUCAAGCAGCAGCAACAGCAGGCGCUGCAGCAAGCUCAGCUGUCGCAGGCCAAGCUGUCUGGCUGGGGGAACAUGGCCAAACAGCCCGUUAUUACCAAGUCCUUGCUGGAGAUUCAGCGGGAGGAGGCCCAGCAUAUGAAGCAGCGGAAGGAGCAGACACACCAACAACAUCCAACUGUCACCCAACAGACCCGACCUCAGAACAGAACUACAUCGCUGAGUAACUCGGUUUGGGGCUCUGUUAACGCCGGCACUAACUGGGGCUCAGACUCCAGCAGUAUCUGGGGCGACACCCACAACUCAAACAUGGGCUUCUGGGACGAGGCCGUGAAGGAGGCCGUCCAACAACCUCCCCAGACCAAAAAAGGCAACACUCAGAAGAACAACAAAGGCAACGCCAACCUCAGCAACUCUAUGAGUGGGCGAACCAGUAAGAAGGUCGACGAGGAGGAGAAGCUGCUAAAGUUGUUCCAGGGUGUCAGUAAGAGCCAGCAGGACACGUUUAUGCAAUGGUGUGAGCAAACCCUGCACACGCUCAACACAGCCAACAACCUGGAUGUUCCCACGUUUGCGUCCUUCCUGAAGGAAGUGGACUCUCCUUAUGAGGUGCAUGACUACGUCAGGGCCUAUUUGGGGGACACGCCUGAAUCCAAGGACUUUGCCAAGCAGUUCCUGGAACGUCGUGCCAAACAGAACGCUAACCAACAGAAGCAGGCGCUGCCGAAACAGCAGCAAGCCAAGCAGCAGCAGCAGCAAGACUCUGUGUGGGGGGGGACGGGAUCUUCAGCCAUCUACCAGUCCAACCAUACGAGCGGCCAGCAGCAACGAUUUGAGACGGUCACCUCAGGGAAGAAGAAAAAGAAGCAGAAGAUGGUCCGAGCAGACCCGAGCCUUUUAGGUUUUUCUGUGAACGCAUCAUCUGAGAGACUGAAUAUGGGAGAAAUCGAGACUUUGGAGGACCCAUAAGGGACUACAGCCAAGCAAAUCCCAAGGACUGUAUCCAGUUUGAACAGCAGCUGUUCUACCGAAUCCCCAGUCCCCUAAAGUUUCCACAAUUUCUUUUUUUUUUAUUUUUUUUUAUCGUUUGCCCAUCAUAGAUCACCUCCAUUACAGUUUUGUUUUUGCUCUCUUGCAAAUGGACCUGUAGCUGGAGCAAACUGGUGAGGGAAACAUCUACCAGGCCAAAUCAGCAAAAUCUUCAGAGAUUUUGACCUCCUUUUGGUUUCAGCUAUUUGAUCUAGAAAAAAAAAAACUUCCUGCAAAAAGUCACUGAAACAGAUUUCAGAUUUGGCCUCUAUUGUUCGUGGGUUUUAUUUGAAGUGUGGAUAGAUGGGUGGUAAAGCAUGGUAAAGUAUAAACUAUAUUCAUUUAUUUUGUUUUAUUUAUUGAAAGCCCCCACUUCUCCCGCCUUCCCCCGUUGCCCCCACCCUCUCCCUUUGUUUUUUUUUCAGCUGGUUGUUCGUGGAUAUUAACGGCAAAGUAGAGCCCAAGGAUUCGUGCCCACUUAUGUCCUGUUUUAAGGACAUGUUCAAAAGUUCCAACUAGUUAUCUAUUUCUUGUAAAAUACUAGGCUGUUAAAAGAAUAAACUUUCAAUUCUGCAUCUGUAUUAUAAUAUAUGAAAAAGGACCUGCUGGAAUCAUACUUUUUUAUUACAGUAUGAAUUAAUAAAACAGUCUUAUGUG
Fundulus heteroclitus (mummichog) is the source of this 4794-nucleotide messenger RNA. It is a transcript of the gene gigyf2, whose product is annotated as GRB10 interacting GYF protein 2. Gene Ontology annotation, molecular function: protein binding. Gene Ontology annotation, cellular component: perikaryon; vesicle; membrane. Lineage: Eukaryota; Metazoa; Chordata; Actinopteri; Cyprinodontiformes; Fundulidae. The record is from RefSeq and is a predicted model, not a curated record. Bases 103 to 4077 code for a protein of 1324 amino acids. Gene Ontology annotation, biological process: insulin-like growth factor receptor signaling pathway. The transcript is spliced from 29 exons.